AUUCGUUGAAAAUGGUUGAAAUAAGGACAUUAGCAAAGCUGACUGCAUUAUGUGGUUGCGCAUGUGUGACCACUAUGUCCGGAUAUAAAGACCAAAUGUCCGUCUUGAUAAGACGGUUCCUCUGAUUGGUUCUCGUGAAAUUAAUCACUGUUAAAAUUUAACCGGCUUUUGUUCAACCGGGCCGUAGACUGCCUUUUAGUUAUAGCAUCAAAUUUGUUGAAAAUGGUUGAAAUAAGGACAUUGGUAAAGCUAACUGCAUUAUGUGGUUGCGCAUGUGUGACCACAAUGUCCGGAUAUCAAUUCUACAUAACGAGGAAGGCAGAAGAGCGACCUUACUUCAAGGAGGCCGUAGAGUUAUUAAGAAAACAUGCUGCUGCGAAACAAUUAUUGGGUGAGCCCGUUAAAACAGGAUUUGUUGAUGCUCUCUCAGGCAGAACUUAUGCAGAUGAUUCCAAUAUGAAUCUGUAUGUAAAUGUUAUGGGAUCCAAAAUAAAAGGUGAACUUUAUAUCAAAGCUACUCUAAACCAAGAAGAAGAUUGGCUUCUCAAGAGGGUUGAACUGGAAAUGAAGGACAAAGCUGGGGGUAAAGUGCUCAUUUAUGAUAGAGAUAACAUCGAAGAGAUUGAUGAAAGUGAUCAUGGAAUUCAUUAGAAAUGUUGAUACCCCAUUGUAUAGUAAUAGAACAAAUCAUGUUAUAGUGGAUAGUUUUUCUCUAUCACCUAACAUUAAAGAUAAAUGUUAAUUAUUCAA
This is a messenger RNA of Nilaparvata lugens (brown planthopper), 750 nucleotides long. RefSeq lists its product as uncharacterized. The coding region runs from base 223 to 651 and encodes 142 amino acids. Gene Ontology annotation, biological process: mitochondrial respiratory chain complex IV assembly; mitochondrial respiratory chain complex I assembly. The record is from RefSeq and is a predicted model, not a curated record. The transcript has 2 exons. NCBI's taxonomy places the organism in Eukaryota, Metazoa, Arthropoda, Insecta, Hemiptera, Delphacidae. Gene Ontology annotation, cellular component: mitochondrial inner membrane.